AACUUAUAUAUUGGAGCGCGAUUUUUUUAGACGACCGCCACUAAGGUGAAUAAGACUGGUGCGAACGUAGCAGACAGUGUGGCGGCAAAGUUGUUCUAAAUCGUGACUGUUCAGUGCGGACAGGUGCUUUUUUUUAUUGUUGGGGUCCGAUCGUCAUUGGCCAUGUUCGACCUGAACACAUCGGGGCGGCUUCCAUUAGCCAGGCUCAUAAUUGGGAUAUCGCUAUGUUUGCCCUUCACUCUAGCGUGUUUUGGAAGAACAAUGCUUCGGGCGGACGGAGUCAGCGAGCAAGAGAAGCGAAUAAUAUUGGACGUACAUAACAGGAUGAGACAGGCUGUUGCCUUGGGUCAGAUAGAUGGUCAACCCCCCGCCUCCAAUAUGAUUGAGAUGAAAUGGGAUGAUGAGUUGGCAGCUAAAGCACAAAAAUGGGCUGUGACAUGUUCUGCCUCUAGACAUGAUGCUUAUAGACAUACAGACAGAUUUCUUGUCGGGCAAAACACAGCGACGACAUGGACGACAAAAACACCAACGGAUUAUUACGAACUAGAAUCAGAUUUCCCUGGGGCUAUACAUAAGUGGUUUGAUGAGGUCAGAAAAUUCAGGUUUGGCAAACAGUCACAUCCAGGAGCCGGACAUUAUGCUCAGAUGAUCUGGGCUGACACUUACCUCAUAGGAUGCGGCUAUAGCUUCUAUCACACCCCUGAAAGAGGGUUCACAAAAUACUACGUGUGCAACUAUGGUCCCAGCGGCAAUGUAGACGGCGAGAGCCCGUACAGGAAAGGCUACCCUAGCUGUUACGAGUUUGGCCUGGAAGGUUCGAGAAAGUACGCAGGGUUGUGCGAGAAACCAGGCAGUAGUCAACCAACACCAUUCUUCACCUUCCACAAUUUCAUUGGAUAAUACCAUUGAGUAUAAAUCAGUUUAAUACUCAAUGAUAAUUACUAGGGUACCUUCAUUGAGGAUUUUAUAUUUUAAGUUUAAUAGGUUUCUGAAUUAUUAAAUGCGAUUAUUGUGAUAUUACUCUUUUAGGUAACUUAACAAAUAUGUAAUUACUUUCUUUUAUAUGUUUUUCAUAGUUCUUCUCGAAUAUAUGACAAUAGUUUAAGUAUAUCUCAAGUAAAUUAAAUAUUUAUUGUCUAUUUGGAAUUGGAUUGCCGAAGUGACAUAAAUGUAUGUGUUAUUUAUAGUUUAAUAUCGAAUUAUAAGUAUAAAUCAAU
Coccinella septempunctata (seven-spotted ladybird) is the source of this 1217-nucleotide messenger RNA. RefSeq names its product venom allergen 5-like. Gene Ontology annotation, cellular component: extracellular region. The transcript is spliced from 8 exons. Lineage: Eukaryota; Metazoa; Arthropoda; Insecta; Coleoptera; Coccinellidae. Bases 163 to 900 code for a protein of 245 amino acids. The record is from RefSeq and is a predicted model, not a curated record.